Messenger RNA from Moneuplotes crassus, 1381 nucleotides. Lineage: Eukaryota; Ciliophora; Spirotrichea; Euplotida; Euplotidae. The record is from the annotation of a GenBank genome assembly.
UUAUUAUCUAAUGGCUACCUGUGGAGAGUGGAAUUUAUUAAGAACCUUAGGAAGUGGAGCUUAUUCAGAAGUAAAGCUAGCAAGGCAUAAGCAAACCAAUGACUUAUGAGCCCUCAAAAUUAUGAAAAGAGAUAUGGGCUACGACUCAGGCAUGACUGAUAUUGUCAGAAAUGAAGUAGAAAUAAUGAAAAAUCUUAGUCAUCCUAAUAUUAUCAACCUUAUCGAUUUUUCAGACACCGAAACACAUACUCACGCAGAUGGAGUCACAGAAGAUGUAUUUUAUUUAGCUCUUGAACUUGCUAAUGGUGGAGAGCUGUUUGACUUCAUUGCCCAAACUGGAAAGUUCACGGAAGAAGUCGCUCGGUUCUAUUUCCAUCAACUGUGUGAUGCAUUCGAAUAUUUGCACGGAAAUGGUGUUAGCCAUAGAGAUAUGAAGCCAGAAAAUAUCAUGCUUGAUAAUGAAUUUAACCUGAAGUUAGCUGAUUUCGGAUUUUCGUCCAACCAAGCUAAGAACGAAUCUAGAAAGGGAACAGAUAAUUACAUGGCACCUGAAAUUCACUUAGGACAAAAAUAUUCAGGCCAAAAUGUUGAUUUAUUUGCUGCAGGAAUCAUAUUAUUUAUUAUGGUUGCGCAACAUCCUCCUUUCAACAAGGCCUCACCUAAAGACCCCCACUACAAGACUAUCAGCGCGAAUAGGUCAGACUUAUUUUGGAAGCUUCACUCAAGAAAUAAGCCAAAUGGUUUAGACUUUUUCUCUCCUGAGUUCAGAGAAUUGAUUUCUUCAAUGCUUAGCUUCGACCCUAUCCAAAGGCCAUCCCUAGCCGAGAUCAGGGCUUCAGAUUGGUACAAUGCCCCAGUCCCCACCUAUGAGGAAAUCAAGGAAGAAUUCAAUCAAAGAAAAGCUGCCUUAGACGGAGCAAGCUCUCAAGAAGACCAGCCAGUCCCUACAGAGGAAGUUGAUCCCUCAGUCUUCACCAGAAGAACAGUUCACAGAGGUGUCGGUGGAGAGCUUGAAGAUGGAGCUAAACUCCCUUCCCUUGAUAGAACCUGUAUGGAAUACAUACCAGAGUUCAAGAGGUACACCCAGUUCUUCUCAAAGUCCGACUUAGAGUCUCUUUUCAACACAUUAGCUCUUUUUGCCGAUAAGGUCACCACAGAGUUUGAGUUCUCCCCAGAGGAGUAUUCAUCAACCUUGAACAUUUUACAAGAAGAGAAGAUGGUUUCAAUGACUGUUAACAUUCUGAAUGCAGGCGAUGACACUUACUGCAUUGAAGCAGUUAAGGAUAGUGGAGACAGAUUUGUCUUCAAUGAUGUCUAUAACAAAAUGAAGCAGUUCUUUGGCGGCCAUGCGAACGCAUCUGAGCCAACAGCUGAGUAUUAG